Molecule: messenger RNA, 1002 nt
Organism: Capsaspora owczarzaki ATCC 30864
Lineage: Eukaryota; Filasterea; Ministeriida; Capsasporidae
Product: eukaryotic translation initiation factor
Exons: 4
Coding region: 1-1002 (333 amino acids)
Biological process (GO): formation of cytoplasmic translation initiation complex; formation of translation preinitiation complex; translational initiation
Cellular component (GO): eukaryotic translation initiation factor 2 complex
Molecular function (GO): translation initiation factor binding; mRNA binding; translation initiation factor activity
Source: RefSeq, a predicted model, not a curated record
AUGCAGUCGCUCGACCUCUCGCUCAAGAAGAAGAAGAAGAAGAAGAAGCCAGCGCUCGACUUGGAGGACGGCGCGUCGCCAGCCGUCGACGAGCUCACCGACAAGACAGAGGCCCUGUCAUUGAACGAGGAGGCCGCACCCGCAGACGCAGACCUGACUGGCAAGAAGAAGAAGAAAAAGUCAAAGUCGGCCAGCGAAGAAGCCCCUGCCGAAGAGGAGCCCGUCGCCGAGGAGCCGCUCGAGGAGAUUGACACCUCGAUCAAGAAGAAGAAGAAAAAGUCUAAGGCUCUCGAUGAAGAGUUGGAUGCAGAGGCUGCCGUCGCUGCUGCCGAGGCCGCCGAAAACGACAUGUUUGGCGACGAUGCCCCCGCCGACGACACUGGCGACCUCGACCUCUCUGGCAAGAAGAAGAAGAAGAAGAAGAAGGCUGCUGAAGCCGGCGAAGAAGAAGACGAUGUCUUUGCAUCAGAGGAGAAGGCUCCUGUUGCUGCCGGCGCCGAGACAUGGCUUGGCUCGGACCGCGAUUACACAUAUCCAGAGCUGCUGCAACGCGUAUUCGACAUUAUGCGUGCAAAGAACCCGACCGUGGCGGUGGGCGAGAAGCGACGAUUCGUCAUGAAGCCUCCUCAAGUGCUGCGCAUCGGCGCCAAGAAGUGCGCGCUGGUCAACUUUGUGGAGAUUUGCUCGCUGAUGCGACGCACGCAAGAUCACGUGCUGUUGUUCAUUCUUUCCGAACUCGGUACCACUGGCUCGAUGGACGGCAACAACCACUUGAUUGUCAAGGGUCGCUUCCAACAAAAGCAGAUGGAGACCGUUUUGCGACACUACAUUCGCGAGUACGUCACAUGCCACACUUGCAAAUCGCCCGAGACCAACCUCACCAAGGAAAACCGUCUCUCCUUCUUGCAAUGCGAGACCUGCGGCUCAACAUGCUCGGUCGCCGCCAUCAAGGCCGGUUUCCAAGCAAUCACCACCAAGCGUGCUGCCAUGCGCACUGGCUAA